AUGCACGCCCCCCGGCUGCCCCUGUGCCUGCUGCACGCCUGCUGGGCCCUGCUCCAGGCGGGCGCCACGACGGUGGCCCCGGUGCCGCUGCGGACGCGGGUGCAGCCCUCGUCGCCGUCCCCUCUCGCCUACAUGCUGAGCCUCUACCGCGACCCGCUGCCCCGGGCUGACAUCAUCCGCAGCCUGCAGGCGCAAGAUGUGGAGGUGGACGGACACAACUGGACCUUUGCUUUUGACUUCUCCUUCCUAAGCCAAGUGGAGGAUCUGGUGUGGGCUGAGCUCCGGCUGCAGCUGUCCAGCCCCGUGGCCCUUCCCCCCGGCGUGCUCCUCUCCAUCGAGAUUUUCCACCAGCUCAAGCCAGAUGUGGAGCAGGACCCGGCUGCCUGCCAGGAACGUCUUCGGAUGGACCUGUUCACUGUCCCUCUGUCCCACGUCACCUUUUCCUCGGGCAGCAUGGUCCUGGAGGUGACCGGGCCACUCUCCAAGUGGCUGAAGCACCCUGGGGAGCUGGAGGCGCAGAUGUCCAGCGUGGCUGGAGGGUGUCCGCAGCGGCCUCCCACGCCGCCUGUCACCAGCGUGCUCCUCGUGCUCUACUCCAACCUGUCGCCGGAGCAGAGGCGGCUGGGCGGCUCCACCUUGCUGUGGGAGGCCGAGAGCUCCUGGCGGGCCCGGGAGGGACAGCUGUCCUCGGAGAGGCGCCGGCGGCACCGGCGCCACCAUGUGCCCGACAGAAGCCAGCUGUGCCGGAAGGUCAAGUUCCAGGUGGACUUCAACCUCAUUGGAUGGGGCUCCUGGAUCAUCUACCCCAAGCAGUACAAUGCCUAUCGCUGCGAGGGCGAGUGUCCUAACCCCGUGGGGGAGGAGUUCCAUCCGACCAACCACGCAUACAUCCAGAGUCUGCUAAAGCGAUACCAGCCCCACCGAGUCCCUUCCACCUGCUGUGCCCCCGUGAAGACCAAGCCCCUGAGCAUGCUGUAUGUGGACAAUGGCAGAGUCCUCCUGGACCAUCAUAAAGACAUGAUUGUGGAAGAAUGUGGGUGCCUUUGAGGCAAUCCUGGCGGGGGGGCUGGAUUUGCCUGUACCCUGGGAAGUUGGGAAGGUCCUAGAAGACACGAUAACCAUCGAAUGUGAUGAGGAGAACCGGAGGGGUAGAGCUUGCUCUGUCUGCCAGGGCUGCGGAGGAAGGGCAGCUCUGCAAAGGCAAGCUCUGUGGAGUCUGGCAAACAGGGAGGCUGCUGUCAGGAGAGAGGGAGGCAAGCCUGUGAGGCAGGCUUGUUGGUUUUCUCUUUACUGAAGAGACAGUGGUGAGUAAAAGCACUGGCGCAAGGGUUCUUGACUUUUUAACCUAUGAACCCGCAGAAAUUAGAAGCAAACGUUGGGGCAUAUGUGCAUUUAUCUGUGAGGUGGGACAGGUUAUCCGUAACCUUCAUGUAUUCUCAAAACUGGUCCUUGACCACCCUCUCCCCUCCGCCAAGAUUACGUUCACUGUGUUAAAUGAAAAACGAUUGGCCACUGUCGUGUCUGGCUGGUUCAGGGAAGCCCCCACAUCUCCCGGGCUGGCCAGGGGCAGUGGGCUGGCCUUGUCCAGAGGCUCCCCAGAGUGGGUCUCUGCUAAUGAGUCGCACGACAAUAAAGACAUUGUGAAGUCCUCCUAGGCCAGCUGGUGCCUUUGAAGGGAGAAGCAGGAACUCGUCCAGAGGACUGGCCACGUGGGUCUGCAGGAGUGGAGGCCUCGGACAUCCCCACCGUCAGCCCGCUUGGGCAGACAC
Molecule: messenger RNA, 1769 nt
Organism: Nyctereutes procyonoides (raccoon dog)
Lineage: Eukaryota; Metazoa; Chordata; Mammalia; Carnivora; Canidae
Gene: NODAL
Product: nodal growth differentiation factor
Exons: 3
Coding region: 1-1047 (348 amino acids)
Biological process (GO): BMP signaling pathway; SMAD protein signal transduction
Cellular component (GO): extracellular region
Molecular function (GO): growth factor activity; cytokine activity; type I activin receptor binding
Source: RefSeq, a predicted model, not a curated record